CUAGCCUGGGAAUCUGGCUGGGGGUGCAGCACACACACGCACAAGCACACUUGACCCUGCUGUACCCAAUGUGGAGGGUCAGGGGUUACCUCUGGUCGUGGCCUGGGGCUGGGGGUGGGCAAGGAUGCUGGGUCUCCCUGGUAGGGCCUCCCAGGGUUGGGUUUUGGGAGCUGGAAGGCUGGGCAGUGCUGACUAAGCUCUGGAAGUGUCCCGCCUUGAAAGCAGCAGCCUAGCCAAGGACCGCAUGGGGGAUACUCUCCCAAGUGUCCCCACCUCCACCUUUCUCCUCAGUUCCCGGGUCCCUUUGUCCCAUUUCUGUGGCCCACCUGGUGGGGAAAGUGUAUGUCAUUCUCCCUGGUUCCCUGCCAGUCCUCCACCUGAGACCCAGAGGGUGAGCCAGGUCCCCCCUGAUGUGGCGGCUGGGGGUUCAGGCAGUGCCCACAGCCCCAUAGGAGUGAUGGUCAGGCUGAGACGUGUUCUGCCUUCGUGGUGCAGCAUCUGUGGGCCGCAGGGUGGCCGCUGAGCUGGACUGUGCCUCCCCGGGCAUCCAGGCUAAGUCAGAUGCCCUCUUGGGGAACAUGGGCUCCAUCAAGGGCAACUUCUGUCACCGUCUGGGUGGGGCCGCAGCCCCUCCAACAGGUCGUAGUCCCCAUGGACCCGCUGUGUUCAUUGUCCCUGAGAGGCGGCAGCAUGCUGGCCAGUCCUGGCCGUGGGACCACACUUCUGAGCUGCUCUGGCCAAGGUUGUCCCUCCUGGACCCGGGAGAGGACCCUGGUUGCGGUGAAGCCAGACGGGGUGCAGCGGCGGCUCGUCGGGGACGUGAUCCAGCGCUUUGAGAGGAGGGGCUUCAAGCUGGUGGGGAUGAAGAUGCUGCAGGUGCCAGAAAGCCUCCUUGCUGAGCACUACCACGAGCUGCAGAGGAAGCCCUUCUACCCAGCCCUCAUCAGCUACAUGAGCUCCGGCCCAGUGGUGGCCAUGGUUUGGGAAGGUCCCAACGUGGUCUGUGCCUCGAGGGCCAUGAUAGGACACACCAACUCGGCCGAGGCUGCUCCCGGCACCAUCCGGGGAGACUUCAGCAUCCAUAUCAGCAGGAAUGUCAUCCACGCCAGCGACUCCGUGGAAGGGGCCCAGAGGGAGAUCCAGCUGUGGUUCCAGAGCAGUGAGCUGGUGGACUGGGCGGACGAAGGCCACCAUGACAGCGCCGGUCCAGCCUGAGCCCUCAGGGUGCCCUCGGUGCCCUGGCAUCCACUCCGGACCAACUACCUCUUCCAAGAACUUGAGCCCACACCACACUCUGCCCGAAUGUCCCAGACCACCUGCUCGUUCACCUUGUGCCUACCCCAGCCCACAGGGGUUGAGCCACCGACUUUAUGUGCCUUGCAGUAUCCUAAGCCAGCACACGACUGCAUCAAAUCCUC
Messenger RNA from Phacochoerus africanus (Common warthog), 1418 nucleotides. RefSeq names its product NME/NM23 nucleoside diphosphate kinase 4 (gene NME4). The record is from RefSeq and is a predicted model, not a curated record. Gene Ontology annotation, molecular function: nucleoside diphosphate kinase activity. Gene Ontology annotation, biological process: GTP biosynthetic process; UTP biosynthetic process; CTP biosynthetic process. NCBI's taxonomy places the organism in Eukaryota, Metazoa, Chordata, Mammalia, Artiodactyla, Suidae. The coding region runs from base 562 to 1215 and encodes 217 amino acids. The transcript has 5 exons.